Rotaria sp. Silwood1 is the source of this 2415-nucleotide messenger RNA. NCBI's taxonomy places the organism in Eukaryota, Metazoa, Rotifera, Eurotatoria, Philodinida, Philodinidae. The record is from the annotation of a GenBank genome assembly.
AUGGAAAGGGGAAACUAUUCCAAAGAAGACUUUUUGAAAGCUUUUCAUGAAUAUAAAAAUGGUGCUACUUCUUCUGCAGUAACAGUUAAAUAUAAUGUUCCGGGAAGUACAAUACGUAAUCACAAAUCUAAUCCAACAAUGAAAAUUGGUGGUGGACGUCCAACCCUUCUAACAAACGAUCAAGAACAAAAGCUAGUAGAAUUAUUAAAAAAUCUUGAAGUUGCUGGCGUUCGUUUAACAAAAUUGGUGGUUAUGAAACUAGCAUCUGAAUAUGUUCAACUUGUUACUAGUAAAUUUGUCGAACUUGGUCGAAAAUGGCUAAAAAACUUUUUACAAAGAUGGCAAGGUGAACUUAAGGUGAUCAGAGAAGAAAAAAUUGAAGCAUCUCGUCGUAAUGGUUUUACUGAAGAUGUACGUCGUGGUUGGUUCGAGAAACUCGAUCUUAUACUUCGUACCAAUAAUUUAAUAACACGACCACAUGCUAUUUAUAAUUGUGAUGAAACCGGUUUCAGUGACGAAACAUCCUGUGAAAUGAUAGUCGUUAGUCAUGAAACAAAACAUGCAUAUGAACAAUCUGGUGGAAGUGGAAAAAAUUUUACUACAAGUUUAAUUUGUGGUAAUGCUGCUGGUGAAAUAUUACCUCCAUUUAUCAUAUAUUCAGCAAAAAUUCUGAAUCCUCAAUGGACUUUUGGUGGACCACCUGGUUCUUCAUUUGCUGUAUCUGAUUCCGGAUGGAUCACAAAGUGUUUAUUCUCCGAAUGGUUUAAUCGGUUUGUUGAACAUACAAGAAAUGUUUCUAAACCGAUACUUUUAAUUAUGGAUAAUCAUGCUUGUCAUAUAAGUAUUGAAGUUAUCGAGGUUGCAAAACAAAAUCAAAUAUUAUUAUUAUUAUUACCGCCGUCUUGUACUCAUGCUUUGCAACCUCUUGACACUGUCACAUUUAGUUCUGCUAAACAAUCUUGGAAACGUAUUGUAACAAAUUAUUUUCUACGAAGUGGUCGUAAAACUAUUCGAAAAAUUGAUUUACCGUUGUUAUUCAACAAAUUGUAUUCAUCAGCAUUUAUACCUAAACAAGUUGUUGCUGGUUUUUCACGUGCAGGCGUUUGGCCAUUCGACUCAAACGCUAUGAAGGACAAAGUUGCAAGACAACCAUUGGCUACAAAACAGAUUAAUCAAUUAUCACAAUCGUUAAAUUCAGCAAAUCAUUCAACAUCUUCAACAACAGCUCUUUUUGAUGCUAGUAACAUCACUCCUGUUACACUAUCGUAUACUUCUGCAUCAUCAUCAUAUUUACAUAAUCAAAAUGUAUCAUCUAUAGUACUCGAUUUUGAUCAUAACAUUGAAAAUGAUUUAAAGUGUAUUUCAAAUGAAAAUAAUUCGGUCUUUAUACCAAUAACAGAACCAAAAAAUAAUUUAUCACUUUCAACAAAUCUUGAUUCACCUUCCUUAUUUGGUCAACUAAUAGGCAACACUCGAUUGCAAAAUACGAAUCCAACUCCACAUACGUCGUGUUCGUCGUUCGUGAAUCCAUUCGAUUUACUUCGUUUUCCAUCAUUUAUUUCUAAUGCAAGUUUAAAUUCAAAUUCAUUCAAUAAUUUCGAUUUGCCAUCAGAUGAAUUCAACGAUUCAGCUUUACCUAUCAAUACAAAUUUGUCGUUCAAACGAAUAGGUGAAUCAAAUGAAAGUUUUUCUAAAGCACCUGUACCUGAUGCUGAUUCGAAUGAAGAAGAUGAUGGACAACAAAUUCUUGGAUUUGAUCCACGCACUUUACCGAAAACAUAUGGACGAUAUUCUCGUUAUCCAAAUGAACAUCAUCAACAACUCACGUCAAUAAUUGAUUUUGAAAAAGAGAAUUAUGAAGGAAAUAGAACAUACACAGAGUUAACAUCAGUUAAUAUGCAACGUUCUGAUCCACCAUCUGAAAACUUCCAACAUGAUUUAUUCAGUUUUGAAAACCAAAUGAUUAAUCCAAUACCAUCAAGACAAUUAAGUCCUUCAAGUGCGGCACGUUCAAUAUUUACUAAUAUACUUCAACAACAUGCACCUUCUUCUUCUUCAUCUUCGAAUAGAAUCAAACGAACAAGAACGGAAGGGAAAUAUGGUGAAGAAAUUACUUCUAGUAAUAGAUUAAAUGAACUAAAAGAAAAAACAACAACGUUAAAUUUGAAGAAACGGUCAAUCAAAUCAACAAAACAAACUAGUUCAACAUCUGUUCUCGCUAGUGGUGCUGAUUUAGAAACAACAACGAGAAAAAAACGUAAGAUAUCAAAACAACACAGUGAAAUUAUAACUUCAUCACAAGCAACACGUGCUAUUGCGACUCUUGAAACACCGUCACCAAGUAAUGAAGGUUCGAAUCAAAAUAAUACUAGUCCAUCUCUUCAAACACAACAACAACAUUCUUCCAAUAACUAA